CCCGCUCCCCUCCCCCCAUGAGUGGGACCGUCUCUGCCCCCCCAGCCGGGGCCAUGCCCGCCAUCCCCUACCCCGUGGAGCUGGGGCUGACGGUGCUGCACACCGCCCUGUACGCCUCCCUCUUCCUCUUCGCCUACCUGCAGCUCUGGCUGCUGCUCUGCUACGGGGAGAAGCGGCUGAGCUACCGCCCGCUCGGCCUCUCCCUCUGCCUGCUGUGGGCAGCGCUCCGCACCGUGCUCUUCUCCUGCUACCUGCAGAACUCCCUGCGGGCCGCCCCGCUGCAGCGCCAGCCGUUCCCCCACUGGCUGCUCUUCUGCUCCCCGGGCUGCCUGCUCUUCGCCGGCCUCUGCCUCCUCAACCUCUACUUCGCAGAGGUUAUAUUCAAAGUCAAAUGUGCAGCAGAAUUCAAUAAGUACAAGGUCCUGUUGUAUCUGGGCUCCAUAUUUAUCAGCCUUCUCUUUCUCGUUGUGAAUUUAACUUGUGCAAUGCUUAUCCAUGGAGAUGUCCCAGAGAGUCGGCUGAGAUGGACAGUAUUUGUUCGGGCACUAGUCAAUGACAGUCUCUUCAUUCUUUGUGCCAUUUCAUUAGCUUGUUGUAUGUGCAAACUUGCAAAAAUGUCAUCGGCAAACGUCUACCUCGAGUCAAAGGGCACAUCUGUCUGCCAGGCCAUUCUUGUCGGUUCAGUAGUUGUUCUUCUGUACUCUUCAAGGGCUUGCUAUAAUCUGGUAGCAGUGGCCAUAUCUCCAGAGAAUGUUCCUAGUCCAUUUAAUUAUGGCUGGGACAACCUUUCGGAUAAGAUGCAUGCAGAAGAAGUCAGUGGUGAAGAAUAUGUGGUGUUUGGAGUAGUCCUCUUCCUCUGGGAGCUUGUGCCAACCAGUUUUGUGGUGCUGUUCUUCCGGGCUCAGAGGCUAACUCAGAACUUGACACCAGCUGGCAUGAUAAACAGUCAUAGUUACAGCUCCAGAGCAUACUUCUUUGACAAUCCAAGGCGAUACGACAGUGACGAUGACUUGCCAAGACUUGGUGCGCGAGAAGGAGGAAGCUUGGCUACCCCUCCGUGCUCCGGCUGGUAUGGCACUCUGACUGGGAGCGAUAGCUAUGCGGUUAUUCCCUAUCUGAGUGGACCUAAGCCAGACACCGCCCCGCUGCUCUUCACGUGUAGUGAUUUGGAAGCUAACAAUCACCAUACCUUAUACUCCACGCCGCAGAACUGAAGAGCCCGCCAAGAUUCGCUUCUCUUGGGGCGGCUUUCGUGGGAGUCUGAUCAUUUUCCAAACAUCUAACUUCAUCUGCACAAACAUUCCAUUCUCUCUUGCAGCUGUAAACCAGAACCUGGAGACUUAGGCUGCGUGUGGUAUGUAAAACUGUUACUCAUGGUACUGUGUAGCAAAGGGAAGGUGAAAAA
This is a messenger RNA of Terrapene triunguis (Three-toed box turtle), 1405 nucleotides long. It is a transcript of the gene GPR137C, whose product is annotated as G protein-coupled receptor 137C. The record is from RefSeq and is a predicted model, not a curated record. The coding region runs from base 18 to 1214 and encodes 398 amino acids. The transcript is spliced from 7 exons. NCBI's taxonomy places the organism in Eukaryota, Metazoa, Chordata, Testudines, Emydidae. Gene Ontology annotation, biological process: positive regulation of TORC1 signaling. Gene Ontology annotation, cellular component: lysosomal membrane.